UUUCUCUCUCUACUUUGAACAGCUGCAAGAAAAAGACAACCUGAGGACAUGAUAUUUAAUCGUUUUUGAUACUAGCGAUCACGUCAGUGCACCUCUUAAUCGUUCAUAUUAAGAAAGCACAUGGAUGCAAUUACAACAUUGUAGCCUACUUGAAGAUUUUCCUGAUUCUCAUAAUGAAUUAUUCCCAUUUUCUCGGAAGCUGUCCCCUGAGAAGGAAAAUUCAUUGGCCGAUUUCAGAUGAAUCUUUGUAUAAAAGGUGUAGGUUCGGCUAAACGAAAUCACAGUCUCCUGAGACAUUCAACUGAUACAUUCUGAAUCAAACAGCUCUCAACACUCAUCACUUAUUCGAGAUGGCCAGUUUCAAGAUGACUUGCUUAGCUCUCCUUAUCGCAUCUGCUCUGAUCAUGAGCGUCUCUGCGCAUCACCCUCCCGGUUCACCCUGCUGGGACAAUGUGGAUGUGGGUGUGGCCUGUCCGGCGGGCAGCCAAGGUCAAAGUGGCACCCGCUACUUCCACAACCACGAUGACGACAAAUGUGAACCAUUCGCCUACAAGGGAUGCGGCGGCAACAAGAACAACUACAAGACCCACGAUGAGUGCCACAAGGAAUGCGCGCACGAGCACUCCACUCACGCGCAUGCGCAUAAGCAUUGAGACUGUCAGCUGAAUCUCUGAGAUAAAUCUACUCUCUAUCUCUAUAAUGGACAGCCAUGUAUCUAGUCUGCUCAAACAUUUUUGUUGAUACAAUUGUUAAUAAAAAACAAAUCACAAAAUAACUG
Nilaparvata lugens (brown planthopper) is the source of this 778-nucleotide messenger RNA. Its product is annotated as kappaPI-actitoxin-Avd3b-like. Gene Ontology annotation, molecular function: serine-type endopeptidase inhibitor activity. NCBI's taxonomy places the organism in Eukaryota, Metazoa, Arthropoda, Insecta, Hemiptera, Delphacidae. The coding region runs from base 351 to 653 and encodes 100 amino acids. The record is from RefSeq and is a predicted model, not a curated record. The transcript is spliced from 3 exons.